CAAUACCACGAUUUCAAAACAUGGUACAGAUUAUUGUUAAUAUAAAAAUUUAAUUAUUCCCAAAAAAACAAAUUUUAUUAUAUAUGAAGUAGUUAUAAUUUCAGAAACGUAUUACAUUUAUUCUACAAUACUAAAAAUUUCGUAAAACGCAUAAUGGCUAACUCGUCAGAGAGUACCAUCGAUUCCAAUGUGUGUUCUGAGAAGCCUGAAGACAUCAAAACUGUUCAAUUAUUAGCCAAAGGACUCUUAGAACUGUAUGAACCGCCACUUGUGACCAUUAACACUCAUUUGAAAGAAUUAACGGAUAAACAAGAUGCAGUCCACAACAUGCUGUUGUCAGAGAGACGAAGGCUGGAAGAUCUUCAAAAUGAUGCAACUUUAGACGCUUUAUUGGCAGAUGUAGCAACAAGCAAAGAAAAGCUUAAUUCAAUAUCAAAUGCAAUGAUUACCUUACAUAGGAGAGUGCACUCCUUACAAGCCCGGGCUGCAAAUGUGGAGAAAGUAGCGAAGAGCAGAGCUAUCCAAAGUCCAUCAAAAAGUAGUUAACAUACUGGAAUGUGCAUGUUGAACAAUAAUUUUUGAUCCAAAGUGUAUAGAAGCUUUAUGUAUGUUUAUUGAAUUUUUCUGUUAGAUCAUUUAUUUUUAGUUAGCUAGUUCUAUUCUCAUUUUAAUUGCAAAGAAGAAUAAUUAUUUAUAAGAAUUUUAUGAGGUAUUCACUAUAUAUGUUGUAUAGGGUUAAUAAUAUUUGUUAAAUUGAAAAACACCAACAUUUUUAAAUUUUUAUUAAACUUAAUAAAAUAUAAAUUUCCUUAUUGUGAUAAAACUGUGCAUUCCAUUAAAUUGUGUAAUAAAAUAGUUAUUGUCUAUGAGAUAUAGUUCCUAAGGCUAAUGUUACGUUGUCACUAAGACUAGUAUUAAGUAUGUAACCAUUAGAUUGUAAAUGGCAGUUGGUUAAAUAAAUUACUAUAAAGCAUU
Pieris brassicae (large cabbage white) is the source of this 975-nucleotide messenger RNA. RefSeq lists its product as uncharacterized. Gene Ontology annotation, cellular component: extrinsic component of membrane; transport vesicle; BLOC-1 complex. Lineage: Eukaryota; Metazoa; Arthropoda; Insecta; Lepidoptera; Pieridae. Gene Ontology annotation, biological process: intracellular transport. The record is from RefSeq and is a predicted model, not a curated record. Bases 154 to 546 code for a protein of 130 amino acids. The transcript has 5 exons.